This is a messenger RNA of Camelina sativa (false flax), 1332 nucleotides long. The record is from RefSeq and is a predicted model, not a curated record. Lineage: Eukaryota; Viridiplantae; Streptophyta; Magnoliopsida; Brassicales; Brassicaceae.
AUGGGUAAUCUUCAAAAAGAGGGGGUUGAUUUUAAAGAAACGUUUGCUCCGGUUGCAAAGAUGACUACGGUACGGUCUCUUCUCGGAGUUGCUGUUGCAAAAGAGUGGGAGGUUCACCAAAUGGAUGUGCAUAAUGCCUUCCUUCAUGGUGAUCUCGAGGAAGAGGUUUACAUGCGGCUCCCUCCGGGUUUUCAAACCUCUGAUCCUAAUAAAGUGUGUUGUCUCCGCAAGUCUCUGUAUGGUCUUAAGCAAGCACCACGGUGUUGGUUCUCAAAACUGUCCACCGCUCUUCGUGCAUUUGGUUUUAAGCAAAGCUACCAGGACUAUUCUUUGUUCUCUUUGCUCCGUGGCUCGACGGUGAUUCACAUUCUGGUCUACGUUGAUGACUUCGUUAUUGUCGGAAAUAAUCUUGAAGCUAUUAAUCAUUUUAAGGUUCAGCUCAGCAAGUGCUUCCAUAUGAAAGAUCUUGGUAAGUUAAAAUAUUUUUUGGGUAUUGAGGUCUCUCGUGGCAAAGAUGGUUUCUGUUUAUCUCAACGAAAGUACACACUCGACAUCAUUCACGAGGCUGGUUUGUUAGGUGCUGCACCUGCUCCAACACCAAUGGAAGUUAAUCAUCAGCUUGGCUCGGUCAAGAGUCCGUUGUAUAAGGAUCCUGAACAGUAUCGUCGCUUGGUUGGUCGGUUCAUUUAUUUAACUAUCACGCGUCCGGAUUUGAGCUACCCGGUUCACAUUCUUUCUCAGUUCAUGAAGACUCCACUUGUUGCUCAUUGGGAAGCUGCGCUUCGUCUUGUUUGUUAUCUCAAGGGCACACCUGAUCAAGGCAUUCUUCUACGCUCCGAUAGUUCUUUGACUCUAACGGCUUAUUGCGACUCUGAUCUCUCUGCUUGUCCAUGCACUCGUCGCUCUUUGUCUGCUUAUGUUAUUUAUUUGGGUGACUCCCCCAUUUUUUGGAAGACUAAGAAACAGAAUACUGUAUCUAGUUCCUCUGCUAAAGCUGAAUACCGUGCCAUGGCUUACACACUUAAGGAGAUCAAGUGGUUAAAAGGUCUCAUGGAGGAUUUAGGUGUCGCACACACUACUCCGAUCUCUCUGCAUUGUGAUAGUCAAGCAGCCAUUCACAUUGCUGCUAAUCCUGUUUUUCACGAACGAACAAAGCAUAUCAAACGUGACUGUCAUCAAAUUCGUGACGCCGUGCAAGAUAAGUUGAUUUCUACGGUUCAUGUCUCCACUCACGACCAAGUUGCAGACCUCUUAAUCAAGGCGUUGCCUGCGCCUCAGUUUCAACGACUAAUGUCCACGUUAGGUGUUCGAGAUUUCGUCUCACCAACUUGA